AUGAGGAUGUACCGAUUGAACGAAUCUAGGAAAAACGGAGAAGAAAUCGCCAGCACCAAAUCGAUGACCAAUGCCGCGUCAUUCGCCAAUGUGAGCGAUAUCAAAGUGAUCAACGAGCCAACAAGACGAAUCAACCAAACAGCCACACCCGAAGAGUUCCCAGAGUUUCCAAGAGGUGGCAUUCAAAAUGACAGCUCACCAAUGCUCGACGAAGUUGCCUCCAUCGCGACAUCGGUAGAGGAUGAAGCUGUUUUUGAUUACACUGAAAUGGCCAGUGACGACCCGUUUGGAUUGCCAGAGUACGCUGACGAAGCUAUCACUAUUGAUGAGCCAGCUAUCAAUGACCGCACUUUCCGUCACACUAUGGCUAAGCAGGCCAAUGUGUUCAUGGUCUCGUUGAAGAAUCUUGAUGUCGUCGGAAAGGUGGCCAAUGAGAAUUUACGUGUUGAUGGAAAUUUGACAAACAUUGACCUCAACGAGAGACUUGGUAUUCUUCGCCGUGAAAUUAACGACUUGAUGAGAUCAAAUGGAGAUGAAACGAAUACAACCACACAAGCACACAAUGCUGCAUGUUUCAAGUUCUUGUCUCCCGCAAAUGAGAGAAUCUCUCAGUUUUCGAUUGAUAUCAAUCAGCUCUAUGCCACUAUCGACGACGAAAUCAUCACCCAUUUGGGAGCUUUUGCCAAAGACGAUUUCAUCACGGAAAACCGUCUCCGUCUUAGUAUCAACAUCCAUGACUCUUCAAUCGCUGUUGUCGACAGAAGAAAGAAGAAGCCUCUUCGUCUCAGAAUCAAAGCUUUGUCCAUCGAACAAGAGGAAGACUAA
Caenorhabditis briggsae is the source of this 825-nucleotide messenger RNA. NCBI's taxonomy places the organism in Eukaryota, Metazoa, Nematoda, Chromadorea, Rhabditida, Rhabditidae. Bases 1 to 825 code for a protein of 274 amino acids. The transcript is spliced from 6 exons. The record is from RefSeq and is a predicted model, not a curated record.